UGCCGUUGUUUUUGUUUUGUUUUUUUAACAAGGAAAAUGGCGUCAGCUGAUUCUCAGCCGCGGUUCGGGCAGUCUGUUAAAGGAUUAUUGUCCGACAAGGUGGGCUCCUGUAGCGGGGACGUGAUUGCGUUGACCCGCCAGGUGCUGAAAGGAUCCCGCAGCCAAGAGCUUCUUGGCCAAGCAGCAAGGAACAUGGUGAUCCAAGAGGAUGCAAUUCUGCACUCUGAAGAUAGUCUGAGAAAAAUGUCCAUCAUAACAACUCAUCUACAGUACCAACAGGAGGCCAUCCAGAAGAAUGUGGAGCACUCAAAGAACCUGCAGGACCAGCUGACGCAUCUGCUGAAGUGAUGCAGCAUGACGACAAGGCGUCAUCACAGGAGGUUAAUGUAACGGUGCUUCCUGAGGCCCCCUGCUGGCCUGUGUGACGGGGCAAUCAUCACCUCAGCUUUUGCUGCUGUAGUGCAGACAGUGGGCUCUGUCACCAGCUCUUGUGUGUCACAUUCAUGUUUGAUCAGUGAAAUUAAGUUGGCUGUUUUGGAUGAAUUGCACAGCUAGACUGGUUACAUGCGAAGUGUGUUUGACUUUUUAAAUUGAAAAAGUCUAAAGUGUUUUUGUGGGGCUUCAUUCAGUGGAUGAGAAGGACGGGGUGAAUCGCUCCAGAGGGUUAAGAAAGCAGCUCUUCAGGAUGCCACUGGCGUCUGAACACAGACUUUGAUUCAGUUCAGUUUAUUUUAUAUUGUGCCAAUUUACAACACAUAUUAUCUGGAGGCACUUUAUAUAAAAUGUAAUUUUGAUUCUAGUCAAAUCCUGUCAGAUAGUGCAUCGAGAUCAGUCCCUUAUUGGACUAAUUUAAUCCCAGCAGGUUGGAUGGAGUCAUUGACUUGCAGAAUUCACCCCCCUCCCAUCCUCUGGGGGGAGCAGACAGUGUCAUUGACUUCUACAGCAUGCAUGUAGCGACGGUGGAGAGAAAGAAAAAAAACAACCCUCCCCUUUAACAGGAAUAAACCUCCAGAGGAACCUGG
Xiphophorus couchianus (Monterrey platyfish) is the source of this 1022-nucleotide messenger RNA. RefSeq names its product BLOC-1 related complex subunit 7 (gene borcs7). The record is from RefSeq and is a predicted model, not a curated record. NCBI's taxonomy places the organism in Eukaryota, Metazoa, Chordata, Actinopteri, Cyprinodontiformes, Poeciliidae. The coding region runs from base 37 to 348 and encodes 103 amino acids. The transcript is spliced from 5 exons. Gene Ontology annotation, cellular component: BORC complex.